CUCGCCGAGGUGACCGUGGCGGAGGUGCUGAAGGCGGCGGGCUAUUCCACAGCCAUGGUUGGCAAGUGGCACCUGGGGCUGGGUGUUAACGGCUCCUUCCUGCCCACCAAGCAGGGCUUUGACCACUUCCUGGGGGUGCCCUAUUCCCACGACCAGGGUCCAUGCCAGAAUCUCACUUGCUUCCCACCUGACGUCAAGUGUUUUGGGACUUGUGACCAGGGCUUAGUACCGGUCCCACUGCUCUGGAACCAGAGUAUUGUGCAGCAGCCAGUCUCCUUCCCCGACCUAGUACCGCUCUACAACAAGUUUUCCCGGGACUUCAUCACUGACUGUGCCCGGAAAGGCGUCCCCUUCCUGCUCUACUAUGCCUCCCACGUAGGAGAGGGGAAGGGCUGCCCUGGGUGCAGGGGUGGGGGGGAAGCCUCUGUCCUAUGGGCGCUUUGGGAGCACUUUGACUCCUGCGGUCCCAAAUGA
Messenger RNA from Tinamus guttatus (white-throated tinamou), 474 nucleotides. NCBI's taxonomy places the organism in Eukaryota, Metazoa, Chordata, Aves, Tinamiformes, Tinamidae. The record is from RefSeq and is a predicted model, not a curated record.